Molecule: messenger RNA, 1677 nt
Organism: Octodon degus (degu)
Lineage: Eukaryota; Metazoa; Chordata; Mammalia; Rodentia; Octodontidae
Gene: Lrriq4
Product: leucine rich repeats and IQ motif containing 4
Exons: 5
Coding region: 1-1677 (558 amino acids)
Molecular function (GO): protein binding
Source: RefSeq, a predicted model, not a curated record
AUGUUAGAAGACAAACGAAAAGCAGAACCUAAAGUUCAUCAGCAGAGCAGCGAAGCACAGGUUAAGGAUAGAAUAUUCUUCAUGGACGCCUCUAAUCAGAGCUUGACAGCUAUUCCACCAGAGAUCUUGGCAUUAAAAGAACUAGAAGAAGUGUAUUUGGAAAAUAACCACAUUGAAGAAAUUUCCCAGGAUAUCCAGCAUUUAAGGAACAUGAGGACCCUCUACCUGGACAGGAACAACCUGAGGGGGCUGUGCCCUGAGCUGGGGACGCUGAGCAACCUGCAGCGCCUGGACCUGAGCGGCAACCCCCUGGCCGCGGCCUCCCUGCCGGUGCUGGCCGGCCUGCGAGCCCUGCGUGAGCUGCGGCUCUACCGCCUCAACCUGGGGGAGCUUCCCGCGGUGGUCUGUAAGAACCUGCACCACCUCGAGCUGCUCGGCCUGUCCGGGAACUGCCUGGAAUCCCUGCCCAAAGAACUAGUGAACCAGCUGAAGCUGAGGGAGAUCUACCUGCAGCAAAACCAGUUCAAGGUUUUCCCUCCGGAGCUCUGCGUCCUCUACAACCUGGAGGUCAUUGACCUGGAUGACAAUAAACUCAGGGCUCUUCCCGAAGAAAUUGGAGAUCUGACAAAGCUGCAGAAGUUCUACGUGGCUCGUAACCAGCUGCCCUCCCUGCCCAGGUCGCUAUGCCAGUGUAGCAAACUGACCGUGCUCGAUUUGUCCUACAACCUCCUGGAGUCCCUGCCAUGUGCUGUGGGCAAGCUCAUGGGGAUGACGGAGAUCGGGCUAAGUGGGAACCACCUGGAAAAAGUGCCGCGCCUCGUGUGCAGGUGGCCUGAGCUGCACCUGCUCUACCUGCACAACACUGGCCUGCGGGGCCUGCGGCGCUCCUUCCAGCGGCUGCUCCACUUGCGCUUCCUGGAUCUCAGCCAGAACCACCUGGACCACUUCCCGGCGCAGAUCUGCGUGCUGAGGAACCUGGAAGCCCUGGCGCUGGAUGACAAUAAAAUAGGCCAGUUGCCGUCAAAGCUGGGUUUGCUUUCAAAACUGAAGAUACUUGGACUGUCAGGAAAUGAGUUUCUUUCUUUCCCAGAGGAAAUAUUUUCUUUAGCAUCUCUGGAGAAAUUAUACAUUGGGCAAGACCAGGGAUCCAAGCUUGCCUGUGUUCCAGAACAGAUUGGGAAACUGCAGAGUCUUAAAGAGCUGCAUAUAGAGAAUAACAGUCUGGAAUACCUGCCUGUAGCCUUGGGGGCCAUGCCUAAGCUGGAGGUUCUUGAUUGUCGGCACAAUUUACUUAAGCAGCUCCCAGAUGAAAUUUGCAAAGCACAAGGUUUGAGAGAAUUGCUGCUGGAGGACAACUUGCUCACCCGUCUUCCCAAGGACUUGGACAGCCUCGAGAACCUUCAGGUUCUGACACUGAUGAACAACCCCAUGGAAGCCCCCCCAGUGAAAGUAUGUGCAGAAGGCAACGAGGCUGUGUGGAGAUACCUGAGGAAAAGCAGAAACGAGAGACUAAAUGCAACGAAGAUUCAGGCGUGGUGGCGUGGAAUCAUGGUACGGAAAGGAUUGGGAAAAUUUGAAGAGCUACUAAAAGCACGAAAAAAGGGAAAGACUUCUCCAAAGGAUAAGAAAGGAAAGAAGGAUGAAAAACAAAAACCUGGAAAGGGAAAUAAGAAAUAA